AUGGACGUGUUUUGGGCCGCUCCCCCGGUGUCAAGAACCAUCACAGCCUUCUCGUUUGUGAUGUCGACCUUGUCCCAUACCGGGUUUCUGUUUCUCGACCCCGGCAGUUUGGUCUUCUUCCCGCCGUUGGUGUUCGGUAAAUUGCCGCCGGAGCUCUGGAGGGUGGUCACAUCAUGCUUUCUAACCAGAGGUGGCCUCGCACUUUUAUUUGAGCCGUAUAUGCUGUAUCAAUAUGCGAGCGGCCUCGAGCGCGAAUCGUCACGAUUCCCGAAUCCUGGGGAUUUCUUCAUUUUCCUCAUUUUCCUUUGCACGGUGAUAAUUGGACUGGCCUACACUAUACUGGGGGCCGAGAUGUUCCUUCCAGCCCUCAUUUUGGCGUUGGCCUACACCUUUGCGCAGGAUAACCCGGACCGACAAGUCAACGUGAUCUUCAUUAACAUGCCGGCCAAGUUCAUGCCAUAUGCGAUGCUCUUCCUUACCUACAUCGUGGUCGGCCCUUACAUGAUGUAUGUUGAGAUCACCGGUCUGGUUGCCGCUCAUCUCUACAACUUCUUGACGAAGAUUUGGCCUGCCUUCGGCGGAGGCACCAAUAUCAUCAAGACCCCGGGUUUUGUGAGCAGGUGGUUUGGUGGAGGAAGCCCGCAGGCUAGGAGCUUCGGUAUGGCCUACCCGGGACGAGUAACUGCUGCACAGAACCAGCCGGGUUCUGGGUCAGGUAGCGGAUUCGGAGGCUUUGGCUCGGCAUGGCAGAGAAGAGGUGGCGGGAGACGCCUUGGAGAGUGA
Messenger RNA from Eremomyces bilateralis CBS 781.70, 783 nucleotides. Its product is annotated as DER1-domain-containing protein. NCBI's taxonomy places the organism in Eukaryota, Fungi, Ascomycota, Dothideomycetes, Eremomycetales, Eremomycetaceae. Gene Ontology annotation, biological process: endoplasmic reticulum unfolded protein response. The coding region runs from base 1 to 783 and encodes 260 amino acids. Gene Ontology annotation, cellular component: endoplasmic reticulum membrane; Hrd1p ubiquitin ligase ERAD-L complex. The record is from RefSeq and is a predicted model, not a curated record. The transcript is spliced from 5 exons. Gene Ontology annotation, molecular function: misfolded protein binding; ubiquitin-specific protease binding.